AUGGCUUCCAACAACAAUGCGUCAGGCGGAUCUAAGCAGAAUAAUAUUAGCGUUCAUACUCGUCUUUUUAACAGAGAGAACUACUAUGUCAAUUCUGUCACAGAUUCACUUAGAGCAUCCGUAGCGGUACCUCUAGACAAUCUGUCUUUCGAUGACGACACUGACCUCUGGACUCGUGCCUACGGGGCGGUCCAAAAGCGGGAAGCCAAGCUGAUGAAAAGCUACAUGAAGCAUCUGAACGAUUUGCAGGCAGUCGGUGAUUCGAUCACAGAUGGAGACCUCUUGGAUCCUGUCUAUAUCGACUCUACUGUGAAUCAAUUGAUGAACAUUCGAGAAACGAAGAAAAUUCAAGUCAUAAUGCCCAGGGCCAACACCGAGAUACAAGAGGAAAUUGAGAAACUCGCGAAAUCUUUAAUAUGGUCUGACGAGGUUGUCAGGGCAGCAUCGAAAACUCAACCGUAUGUUGCCUUGGCGUGGUCUAGCGUCUCAAUAUUUCUCUCGCUUCUCUCAGAUAUCUCAGUUUACAAUAAAGAAAUGUUGAAAGGCUUUAAUAAACUCAUCGACAUGCAAGUAUUUUGGAAAGCUUGCGAAGAGACACAUCUCACAUCAUCGAAUUCAAAGCCUCUUUACCAUUUAAGAGAACCCAUGGCAGAGCUAUACUCCUUUAUAAUCGAAUACCAGGCUCGAGCGAUAUGUCACGUCGCUAAACCGCCGAUUUCCCGCACUUUUGAGUGCGUGAUUGGGUCGGACGAUUGGACUGAGAUGAUGCGGCCAAUCCAAAAUUUAGAACAGAACUGCCUCCAUCACAUCACUGAAUGGCAAAAAGCCGAUAUCUACAACAACAGCAAAAUCCAGCUGGAGGCAAUUCGGAAACAGGUGAUUCUCCAAGACGAGAUACUUCAAGAUAUGAAAAAAGGCAAACAGGACGAUAUGGAACAGAACCUCUUCGGCAACCUAGCAGAAGCGUCAGGAAACUACGCGAGGAAUAAGGAUAUCAACCCAAAGAGAGUCCCUGGAACUUGUGAGUGGUUUUUGAGGGACGAGAGGUUUUGCAAUUGGCGGGAUAGGCAAGCUGGAGCGCUUCUGUGGGUCUCGGCAGGUCCUGGAUGUGGAAAAUCAGUCCUAUCGAGAUGUCUAAUCGACGAAGGCCAUCUGACACCUAAUUCUACAAUUACCAUUCAGCCGCCAGUUAUUAGGGCUUCCCAAAGACCAUCUGUCAUCUGCUACUUCUUCUUCAAAGACGGGAAUGCGGAACAAAUAGACGGCACUCAGGCGUUCUGUGCAAUCUUACACGAGCUGUUCAAGCACCCUUUGACUUCCAAUCUUAUCGCCUACGCGCUUCCGAGCCACAGGACACAUCAAAAAACUCUAACAAAUAAAAUGGACGUUCUGUGGCAAAUAUUGGUUGAUUGUGCAAAGUUUUCCUCAGCGGACAUUAUUUGCGUACUCGAUGCUCUGGACGAGUGCAGAGGAGACAGUGCUCAGCGAUUACUGGGCAUGAUUGAGAGCUCAUCUUCUCAGCAGGGUGAGCUGUUUGGGUCCUCGAAAUUAAAGUUUUUGAUCACCAGCCGGCCGUAUGAUGAUUUGAAAUGGUCAUUCGACAGACUUUUAUCCGUCGCAACAUAUUUGCAUUUUGACGGGGAUGAGAAGUCCGGACAAAUUGGUGAAGAAAUAAACCUUGUUAUUGAUACCAAGGUACAACAUUUUGCAGCGCCCUUUUCAGAAGAGGACCGAGACAUGAUUUCGAAACGUCUCAAAAGCAUGGAGAACCGGACAUAUCUCUGGCUACACCUAACAUUAGACAUCAUCGAGAAGAAGAGGAGCGCAUAUAGCAGAAGUUCGGAUAUAGAAGAGCUUUUAUGCGAGCUACCACCUAACGUGGCUGGUGCGUAUGAGAAAAUCCUUUCAAGAAGUCAACAUGAAAGGAAAGUCGAGGCUUUGCUGCAAAUUGUUUUGGCUGCGACACGCCCGCUGACUCUAGAAGAGGCCAACAAUGCUCUCGCACUUGCCGUGGAAGAGGGAGGAUUCUCGGCGUAUGCAACGCUACAAGGAAAGCUAUGGCCACAGAAUACUUUCAAGACGACAGUGCAGAAUCUGUGCGGCCUUUUCAUCAGCAUCCACGACUCCAAGCUGUGGUUCAUCCACCAGACAGCGAGAGAAUUCUUAGUCUCCCAUGAGCAACCAGGACCAGAGAAAUGGAAAGGUCGGUUAAGCUUGCCAAAAUCACAUGGCGUCUUGUCCAGAGCGUGCAUCAAUUAUCUACAGAUACUUGAUCCCAAGUGCGAAUCCCCUAGAAACGAGUACCCCCUCUUCUACUACGCCGCUGCCAAUUGGUGUUUGCAUUUUCGUUCACAAGAUGCAGCCUCUACCGAAUUGCUUCGAAAGCCUGCACGGGAGCUUUGUCGUAUAUCUUCACCACAGGCAGAAUUUUGUUUCAGGCAACGUGGUCCUGUUUCUAUAAUUCCCUGGUACGACAUCGAGAAAUCGUCAGAUUUACAUUUUGCGGCUGUGUUGGGCCUACCUGCAGUUGUAUAUGACGUCAUCGUGCAUGAACAUGCCGAUGUGAACGUGGAGACAUUUUCCUCACUAGACAUCAGAAAUACCAGCCCGCCACUUCAUUUUGCCAUAAUAAACCGCCAUUUAGAGGUGAUGCAAGUGCUCUUAGAUCACGGGGCGAAUGUGGGAAAGUAU
This is a messenger RNA of Trichoderma virens Gv29-8, 2691 nucleotides long. RefSeq lists its product as uncharacterized. Lineage: Eukaryota; Fungi; Ascomycota; Sordariomycetes; Hypocreales; Hypocreaceae. The record is from RefSeq and is a predicted model, not a curated record. The annotation marks the transcript as partial. The transcript has 2 exons. Gene Ontology annotation, molecular function: protein binding.